Messenger RNA from Clupea harengus (Atlantic herring), 5227 nucleotides. It is a transcript of the gene radil2a, whose product is annotated as Ras association and DIL domains 2a. The record is from RefSeq and is a predicted model, not a curated record. Gene Ontology annotation, cellular component: cell-cell junction. Gene Ontology annotation, molecular function: GTPase binding. Lineage: Eukaryota; Metazoa; Chordata; Actinopteri; Clupeiformes; Clupeidae. Gene Ontology annotation, biological process: negative regulation of Rho protein signal transduction; angiogenesis; signal transduction.
UCAGCCCGCUAGUCGCAACUUUUUAAAACCGUCCCACACUGAGCAGGUCGAGAUGGACUGUUGACGCUGGAUAAACUGGUGGAAUUAAUGUGUCAGGUGUAAAUUAACUAAACCUCUUUUGAAACCAUACUUGGACAUCUUAUAAAAAAUUAUUUCGCUGAUUUCCUUCAUCAAUUUGAGGCCGUGUUGGAAAGACCAGAGGCAUCUGCAAAACGUGCCUUAAGACGUGCAACAGUGGCUUGGCUAACUAUGCCGCUCUAUCACGAGGAACAAGUUUUUAACAAAAUGUAACAAAACUUUCGGUUCCUGGAUAGCACUGCAAUUUACUGUUUAAAACGGCCAUGGAUUAUUUUCGUUCGGCAAGAAACGGACUUACUUUACGCUUUGCGAUGCCUGGAAGUAUCAGGGACUAAAACUCUGUUGGAGAAUAAAGUUGGAAACCAUAGCAAUUGGCAUUUACUAUGGGAGAGUCAGCGUGCGAAUGGGAAUAUAACGUUAGCUCUCUGAAAAGAUAUGGUUCUUCGGCAAGAUUAUUGUACGCUCUCAAGUAGGCGUUUUGUCAAAACUUUUCCUUUAUCUUUACCAGAGACAGUAUUUGCGUCCUAAAGCAAUUCAAGCAAAUAAGUGAACGCAGCUAUAACCUCAACAAGUUAUCAACAUGAUUUCAGAGGAACGGAGUAACCACAUCGCCAAGCAAGCCCUCAGUUUUCCUGUGGGUUUGUUGAUCCGCUCACCAAAAAGACGCCUGGCCAAGCUCGGAAGAAAGUCCAGCAAUGGCUCAGUACAAUCGAACACCUCUGACAGCACCACGCGCUCACUGGAGAGCUCCACAGGCGUGCGGCAGCCGGCCAAGAACAAAAUCCGUCGCCACAACAACCGGCUUUCCACCGUGUUCAACCGCAGCCCUCUCCUCCGGGACAGCGGGAGCAGGAGCCUGGGCGGGCCAGAGGACGGGAGCCACCCCAGCGUGGCCGACGACCCCGCCGAGCUGUCCAGCCAGACGUCUGCACCGGGGAUCCUGAAAAUCUUCGGCAGCGACAUCUGCCAAGGCACCAACUACAAGAGCGUGCUGGCCACGACUCGCUCUAGCGCCAAGGAGCUCAUCAAAGAGGCCCUGGAGAGGUACUGCCUGGAGAAAGAAGACGUGGCUGACUACGUGCUCUGCGACGUGAUUGGCCAGACUGGUGCCGACCACCAGUGGAAGACUGAGUGCCUCCGGGUCGUGGGGGACCACGAGCGGCCACUCAUGCUGCAGGCGCUGUGGAAACCAAAACAGGGCCUGUCCAGGCGCUUCGAGAUCCAAAGGAGGGUCACUGUGGAGGAGCGCAGCGCCCGGGAAACUGACAACGUCACCGCAGGCCUCAAUGCCCAGGCCCGGAAGCUGCAGCGCGGGCGCUCGCGCGUCACCUCCCUGUUCGUGGACGGCAGCGAGGGCGAGGUCGACGGGCCGCCCAUCUGGAGAAGCCUGAGCGACAUGGACGUGUCGGCCAUGGGCCAGGAGGCGGGCCGUGUGCGACGGGCCCUCGGGGUCCCCCGGGGCCCCAGUGCAGCAGUGACCCCCCCGGAGAGCCCUGGGAUGCUGGAGAGCCCCGAGGCCACGGAGGCGGAGGUGGACGCGGAGGCACGGAGCCUGCGCACGGAGAAGGAGGAGACGGAGAGCAGCGACGACAACAGCACGCAGUACUCCAUCCAUCCACCCUUCGACUUCCCCUACUUCCUGCUACUGCAGGGCUACAGUUACAGACAGGACUUUGUCAUCUACCUAAUGAGUGGGAGCAGCUGUGUGUUUGGCUGCUGCGCUGAGCACCGCCAGGGCGAGGAUGAGGAGCGGCUGAAGGUGGAUGUGCUGCUCUUCGCCCCGGACGUGCUGCCGCAGCACUGUCGCGUGCGUCGCCAAGAUGACGUCCGCGACGACAACGGCAGCGAGGGCAACGGCGGCAGGCGCAGCCUCAUCAUGCUGGAGCCCAUCCAGGGGGCGGCGGUGACCCACAACGGCGUGCCCCUGAAGCACGAGGCGCUCCUCAGCCCCGGAGACCUGGUGGGCCUGGGCCAGCAUUACCUCUUCAUGUUCAAGGACCCCACGGCCUCCGACGCCCCGCGCACCCCGGCCUGGAUCACCUGGCUGUGCCCGGCCAGCGAGGCCUCUGAGGGGGGGCCCAGGAAGGCGGGCAGGGCCCUCAGCGUCAGGGGCAGGAGGAGGCUGGGGAGGCCGCUCCUGCACUGGAGGGACCUGGAGGGCCGCGAGCUCUGCCUGUUGUACGCUCUGCCUCAGGAGGACCGGCUCCUGGAGGAGAUCCUGGUGGCGGUGGACCCGGCGGGCGAGGAGCCCAAGCUCACGCCGGCCUUCCUGCUGUGCCUGUGCAUCCAGCACUCGGCUGCCCACUUUAAGAUGGCCGACCUCCGCCGGCUGCUCCUGCACAUUGCCAGCCAGAUCCAGCUGGCUAUGUGGGAGAGAACCAAAGAAUUGGCCGUCAUCCAGCCAGACAGGGGCUCCAGUGUGGAGCCGGAGGAGCCGGACGAGGUGCGGCCACUCGGCAUGGUCCAGCUGGUCCCAGGCCUGCAGCCGCUGGUGCUGUGGAUGGCCAACUCCAUCGAGCUGCUGCACUUCAUCCAGCACGAGGUGCCCCUGCUGCUGCCCUGGGGUCAGAACAGCGCGCCGCAGGAGGGGGGGGAGCACACGGAGGACGAGCAGGAGGGCCAGCACGGCACAGGCCUCUCCGACUCCCAGAUCCUGUCCACUCGCACGGCCAGCGAGGAGGCCAUGACCGUGCUGGAGGAGGUCAUCAUGUUCACCUUCCAACAGUGUGUCUAUUACCUCACCAAAAGCAUGUAUGCAGCGCUGCCCGGGCUGCUGGACAGUAACCCGUUCUCGGAGAGCGGUCAGCUGCGCGUGCCGGCAGGCGUGAGCGCCGUGCUGGAGGUCCUGCAGGGGGCGCUGCAGCUGCUGCAGGCCUUCCAGGUGCACGGCCAGAUCUCCUCACAGCUGCUGGCCUACCUGUUCUUCUUCACCAACGCCUCGCUUUUCAACACGCUCAUGGAGAGAGGUUCUGGGGGCGGGUUCUACCAGUGGUCCCGCGGGGUUCAGAUCCGUGCCAACCUGGACCUGCUCAUGGACUGGAUCCAGGGGACUGGGCUGGGGGAUCUUGCCACAGAAUAUUUCCAGAAGCUCUCCUCCGCCGUCAACCUGCUGGCCACCCCCAAGGAGAACCUGCUUCAGGCGUCCUGGGCAUCCCUGAAGGCAGAGUUCCUGCACCUGAACCCUGCACAGCUGCACCACAUGUUGAGGGAGUACAACCCGGGCAGGGCCUGCCCCUCCAGCUGGAGCCCCACGCCGGACCACGCCGAGGCCGCGCUCAGAACCAGUGACAUCCUGGAGAGUUUUGACAACCACCCACCCCUCAUCCUGCCCAGCCACACGUUCCACCUGGAGCUGGGGAAGCCCGUGGUGGAGCCAGGCCUCUAUCAGCAGCUGCAGCGCAUACAGGACUUCCUCCGCACCCUCCCCGACAACGACCCCCCCGCCGGCUCACAGACUGCAGAUGAGCACCAGUCUCUGACCUCUUCCUCCAUCGCCGAGUCCCAGACCUCCCUAGCCUCCUCCCCCUCGUCCUGGUCAGAGGCCCACCGCCGUGCCGUAUACAGGGACACGUCUGACUCCCAGACCCGGGGCUCCCACAGCGACCUGAGCUCCUGCGAGGCCGGGCUGCUCACACAGAAGCUGAAGAGCCUGGAGCUCCAGAGCUGCCUGUCUGGCGAGGCCGGACUAGGCCUCCACAAGAGCCUGGCCCUGGACCCGUCCUGCCUGCUCACCCCGCCCAACACCCCACAGAACAUGGAGCAGGCCGAGCUGGAGGCCAGCCUGCAGGAGGGGGCUCAGCACAACGCCCGCCACCGGAAAGGUGCUGUGGACCAGCGGAAGGUGAGCAGAGAGGAUGAGGAGGAAGAGGAGAGAGAGGAGGUGUUCACCGUGGAGCUGAAGAGAGGCCCCCAUGGGCUUGGGCUUGCCCUGGUGGAUGGCAUGAAAACCCCCCUGAGAAUGAGCGGCAUCUACAUCAAGUCAGUGGUGCCCGACUCUCCUGCCGCCCAGUGCCAGAAACUGAGGCUGGGCGAUCGCAUCCUGGCAGUGAACGGAGUGAGCCUGGUGGGGAUGGACUACCACACAGGCAGAGAGCUGAUCCGCACGUCUGGAGACUCGCUCCGGGUACUGGUGGCCAAGACAGAAGCCAGAUCCAGUGGCAGAAGCUCUGUGACAAAGUGCUGAAGCAGAGGGUAAACGACACACACUAAAUGGACAUGACGCCAUUGCAGCCACCUGAAGGCUUUUCUAACUCUCUGACAGAUGGGCUCAUUCUGAGUCUACGAAAAAGACAGAGACGCUCUCUGAGUCUUUCUGAGUUUAUUUGUUCUUUUCAUGUUCCUGUGUUCUUUCCACAAAAAAAAGUAUGCAUCUCGUAAACCAAACAACUGAGAAAUCCAAACAACCCGACUCUUUUUGUUGUUGUUUUGAGGAGGACGUGUGUUUGGCUAUCAGCACCGAAGAAAGCAAUCCCAGCAAUUUCAGACCCAAAACUUGUACUCUGUAAAAGCCUCACAGUGCUGAUGAAGACAGGCUAUCUGUGGAAACCCUUUCUUUGGGGCCUAUUUAAGGUCAUGUGGUAUGGUAAUGGUAAGCACAUUUUGCAAUCCUCUUUACCAUCCUCAGCAGAGGCCCAGUGGUGCUGGUCAGGUGAAGAUGAAUGUGGUGGAUGAAGACGCUUGCGCUGCUGGGCUAUUUAAGGACAGCUAAGGUCACUUCCACUCCGACUGGCAGAAGAGCAGCAUCCGGACUUCCCUCUCGCCAGACCUCAAAUCCUAUAAUAACCCUCAGCGUAUCCAAACAUGUACCAAAUAUUACGAGAGGCGAAAUUUUUUGGGGGAUUUCACUAUGGCAGCCAUCUGAACACUGUUUUUACCGUCCUUUUUAAAAUAAAAGGUUGUCUAUCCCUUGUCCAGUGGCUUUCGGAAACGCAGAAGUUAAAAGAUACGUCAAUGACUGAGACCACAUCCAGCCUUCGGAGAAGCCCCCAAAUGAUGACCGUUUCUUCUUAUGCCCCCUUUAGUACCAGUUCAACAGUGUUAUUGUUAUUGUUUUAUGAUCAACAAAGAAAAGUGUUCGGUUAUUAUUUUUUUGUAAGAUUUGUAUUCUUAAAUGUAUUUAAUAAAUAUUAUUUGGAAAUUAAAAGCAAAA